AUGAAAAUAAAUGGUAUACCACAUGGGGAGAAAGUUAUAUUAGAAAUCAAUUCAUCAUUCUUUGACGUUAGUCAACGUUAUGAAUUAACUACAAUGAAUCUAACUGAAAGAUUAACUUUAAAAAUGAACAUUGAUUUAGACGAAAAUUAUUUUUCUAGUGCAUUUCAAUUAGCAAGUCAAUAUUUAAUAAUCUAUGAAAAUGAUUUCUAUCUUUUAAAUGAUCUUUAUAAUCCACGGUUUAAUUUAGUUGGUCUCACUCAAACAUCAUUUCUGAUUAGUAUAAUUCAUUAUUAUCGGUUAAUCUUAAAUUAUAUUGAUAAAGAAUUACUCUAUGCUAAAGCAAUUGAUUUCUCACAGAAAAUCUAUUCAACGAUUUCAACACAUCUAUUCAAAUAUCAAGUUUUCUAUCCUGAACCAGGCAAUGUGUAUCUCGAUGACUACAUUUCUUUAUUGAUUCAAUUAUCUUCGCGGUCAAAACUAAUCACUUAUCAAACAUAUCAUCUACUUCGACAUUUGAUGACAUUUAUGUCCGUUUCAUUGCCUGACACGUCACCCUCUUUCCUUAAAAAGCUACUUGAUCUUUGUACGAAUUUACGUACAUACAUAACCAGUCCAAAAUCAAUACCAAUACCAACAAUAGUUGACGCCGAUAGUUUAUUCGAGUUUAAUCAAAUAAUUGGCCGGAUACUCAUCAUGAUUCAUACUGAAUUAACAUUAAAUGGGCAUUUCAAUGGAUCGGUGUCACAAGUUAACAAUGCUCCACUCGAUUUUAUUGUUAAUAUGGCACCACCAUUCAUGACACAACGUUGGCAUCUAAAAUUUGACUCAUCAUCAACGUACUCUCAUCAUUACAGCACUCACAAUCAAUCACUUGCAAAAAGUUCAUCACGUGUGGUGACUAACUCUUUGGGUAUAUUAUACUAUCCUCAAGAGUAUCUUCCAUUUUAUGUUAAAACAUCUACAACGACUUCAACAGAUUAUCUUCUUGGUCAACUAUUAUCCAUUGAAUCAAAUUAUAAUCUAACAUUAAAUUAUUCUACAUCUGUGUCAUUUUCUCUUCAUCAAUCGUAUCUGCACACGUCGAAUAUAUUACAAAAAUAUUUUUCAAAAAUCUUAUUAAUCCGUAUAAAACAAAAUCAUUAUUCGCAUAAAUUUUCAUUUCAAAUGAAUACAACAAACCUAGCAAGAAAUAUUUCCUUGGUCUUUUUCGACCUACCAAAUUCUCAACAUUAUUUAUUUACAAUUCAUAUUGCUUAUAACAAUUCGUGUUUAAAAUCGAAAAUUAUCAAUAAAAAAUAUCUUGAAUAUAUAAUUAACGUUGAUCUAUGGCAAAAUAAUUAUUUUGUUUAUUCAAUACCGAUUACAUCAAUGUCAAUCGUAUGCGCACAAGUUGAACUUACUACAAAAGAUGUAUCAAUUCGAAAUUUAAAACGAACAGGACAUUUCCUUGUUUUUGAAACAGGUUGUUAUUCGUUCGAGAAAAAUAUUUAUGAAGAUUAUUAUACGAAGUUGCAAGAUGAUACAUGUCAAUUAGUGAAUGAAAAUAAAACUCAAUUGAGUGAUAAUUUAGAAUUAUCUAAUGCUCAUUUAACAUGCUAUUGUGAAACACCUAGUACAAAAUAUUUUGUUUUAUGUCAACCGAAGCCUAUCCUUGUCGAAUUUGAAUUAAAUGCUCAAACUUGGCUUCAUUUUUACAUUUAUCUUUCGGUAUUACUCUUCAUUUUUCUUCUACUCGGUAUCUACGCCAUUUAUAAAGAUACAUCAGAUGAUUAUAAACCCUACGUCUAUUUUGUCGCUGAUAAUCAAGUAGGUGCUGUUAAUGUUCAUAUUUAUCAAUUAACAAUAUUUACUGGUCUUCAACAAUCAACAUCUAAACAUCUGAAAAUUAAUAUUCGUUUAAUCGGUGACAAAUGCUAUGAUGAAUCACAUUGUUUAAAUUUAAAUCUAUCAAAUGUAUUUCAACGUGGUAGUGUCAAUCAAUUUGUAAUAACGUCUUUUGUCGAUAUAGGUCGAAUCGUUGCUUUGAAUAUGUGGCAUGAUGAAAUUAAUUUAAAAUCAGAUUAUUAUAUACGUCAUUGUAUACUAUACGAUUAUAAUUAUCAUCGAACAUAUUACUUUUGUUGUUACACGUGGUUAUCAUUACGAAAAGGUUUAAAUGUGAUCAAUGAAAUAUUUUACGUAGCACAAGAAGUUGAUCAAUAUGCAUUUGGCCAUUUGUUUCUUUCGACAUACGCUUGGCUUUAUUACCAUUAUCAUUUAUUAAAUUCAAUAUUUAAUAAACAAAAAAUCAAUACAUUAUCAAGAAUCUAUCGAUUACAUAUCUAUUUCUGUUUAAUUAUUCUUCAACUUUAUUGUAUUCAAACUCUUAUUAUAUCAUGUCGAAAUAUAAUGAUCAAUCAACGAUGUGCUUAUAUUUUCCCAUCGUUUUCAUUUUUAGUUGAUCAAUCAUUCGUCGCAUCGGAUUGGAUGGAAAUCUAUCAAAUAAUUCGUCUCAAUUUAUUUCCAUCACUUUUCAUUGCUCUAUUCCUCAGCGCCAUGAUUGGCAUUCUAACGCCCAUGUUGAUAUGGAGUUUAACAUGGUUUACAAAUCGACUUGAACUCUAUCGACAACUAGCAAAUGCUACAACAGAUUUUAAAAAGUUUGAUAAUUUACAUUCUAUUAUGUAUACAAUGGCAUCGAGUUUAGCUGAUUUAAAUGCAUAUCGUCAAGAUAUCGAACAAUUUAAUUUUAUUCAUAAAUUUGAUUUACAACAUCGUUUUAGUAUUAGUACAUUGGGAGAAAGUGAACAGAUGAGUUCACAAGCAGAUAGUCAAAGUGAACAAAAUAAUAAUGCUUCCAAUAGUCGACUAUCUAAAUCAGAAUCUAAACUAAGUUCACGUUCGUCUGCAACAAAAAAUCGGCAAAGGGAAACUGAAACAUCAAUUACUGAUAAAAUUUCACGACGAAAUAAAAAGGUCGAUGAUGAUGAUGAUGAUGAUGAAUAUUCAUUAUCAAAUGAUAGUUCUCAAUCGAGCGCAUUAGAACAAAAUAAAACUUCAUCAACUAUUCCAUUAAAAGUCUAUUGGCCAAAAGGUCCUGAUCAACCAUCAUUUUACUACUAUGUAUUCUAUUCAAUUAUGUUUUAUGGAAUAUCCAUCAUUUUUGGUAUAUUAUCGAUUGCAUGCAUGUAUUUUACAAUGAAAACAUUUACUGAAAUUGAAAAUUAUUUUUUAACAUCAGCUAUUAUAUUUAUUCAUAUAUUAACUAUAAUAUUUACAUUGGUAUUUGAAAUAAUUGUUAUUCUAUUGAUAUCAUUACUAAAUGCAACAUUUUUUCAUAUCACAGAUGAAGAGAAAUUUUUCUCACGUGUCAUUCAAAUUCCUACUGCCAACAUGAUUGAUAUUAAAUCACAUCAAUUGAGUCAUACAUUUACACUUAAUCAAGAUAUAACACUAACCGACGUACAAUUACGUGAACGUAUUCGUGAACGUUUUGUUGAAUCGUCAAUUAUUCGUGCUGUUAGAGAUGUUAUCGGUUAUAUUUUAUUUAUGGUUAUUAUGAUUUUAGUCUUUGCAAAUACAUCAAAAAAUAUUGAAACACAUUUAACAAUGAGACAAUAUACAUUACAGCUACUUCUUCGUGGAGAUAUUUUUCAAAAUAUUGAUCACUUACCUGAUACUAUGGAUUGGAUCAGUUAUUUUAUUGAGAACCGUCUUUUUCUUGAUCACAAAGAUUACUUGUGUCAAAAAGAUACCUGCAAUUAUGUUCAAAUUCCUGAUUCACCCUUGUACUUAAGUAAAAGUAUUCGUAUACGUCAAAUUCGUGUUGAACGUAAAGAUUGUCAUCCAAGAAUAAACAAUCUAUUUUAUCCUUUAAUACCACCAAGUUGUUUUGUUGGUGGCAAGGAUUUAAUGAAUGAUAAAUUAUUUGUUAUUGGUGGUCAACGAAAAUGCUCCGGUUGGAACGAAUCAUUAUCAUAUCGUUUUUGUAAAGAUGUUUGUAACUAUACAUCAAUAUGGUCAGCAUUAGCCUAUAGAAAAAUAACAAAACUUUACACAACCUUUGAAUCACCAUGGUAUUUUAUGCUUCAUUUAUUACCAAAGGAAACAGUAGGUUUAACCAAGAAAAUAUUUAUUUACAUCCGUUUAGUAUUUCUCAAAAAGGUUGAACGCUGUAAUCGUAAAAGAAAAUAUUACGAUUUGGAUAAAAAUAAUUGGUUUGACGAGAAAACAUUAGUUGUAAUUAUUGAAGGAAAUUUAUAUUCUCCACAAACAGCGUCAAUGAUUUCAUUUGUUUUAAUUAUUGAAAAAAAUCCAUUUGGAAUGAUUGAAAAAGAGAUAUUUAUUCAAGUAUCAGAUUAUACAUUAGCAACAAUUGACCAAAAUAAAUCUCAAAGCAAUAACACUGGAAAAAUACUAGCAAACGAAAAUGAUAUAGGAAGUCAAUUCAUUAAAAUAAAUUUUUAUUUUGCUGCUUUACUAUUUGUAAUCUUUACAACAAAAUUAUUCGAUCUAGCAAGAUUUACUCGGAAUUUUGGUUUUUAUGGUUUGGUUUUUUUUCUUCGUACAUUAUCAAAUAUAGUCGAUGGUAUAUUAUUAAUACUCUGUUGCUAUUAUUUUCUAUUAGUUCAUUUCGAUCUUAAAGUUUUACAAUUUAAUAAUCUCAUACAAUCAUUAAAUGUUCAUCAUUUAUUUGUAUCAUUUCGUGUUCUAAUUGUUAAUAAUACAGUUUUAAAUCAUUUAAUGGGUUUAAUAUGUUUAUUUGCUAUAUUUAAAUUACUUUAUUUACUUAGAUUUAAUCCUAAAACAUACUUACUAGCUGAAACAAUCUAUCAAUCAGCUAAAGGUUUUAUCAUCAUAUUAUGUUUUGCGUUUCUAAAUUAUUUAAUAUUUACAUUAAUCGGUCGUUUACUGUUUUCAAAUGAAAAAAAUUUCAAAACAUUUUUCGUUGCUUUCCGUGUUGUAUUAAUAUCAUCGAUAAGAGAUGCUGAACCAACCGAUAAUGUUAUAUUUGGUUCAAUAUCAAGAGGUUUAUGGCAAUUUUUUCUUUGGGUUUUUUCAGCGAAAAUUAUUGAAUAUUUUCUAAUAUCAUUUGUUGUGCAAAAAUUUUCCAAUAUAAGAAAAACUCAUCAAUUAACAGACGAAGAAAGAAUUGUCGGAAGAAUAUUUCAAACAUUUUGGACUUAUUUUGCUUUUAAUAAAAAGAUAUAA
This is a messenger RNA of Rotaria socialis, 5190 nucleotides long. The record is from the annotation of a GenBank genome assembly. Lineage: Eukaryota; Metazoa; Rotifera; Eurotatoria; Philodinida; Philodinidae.